CAAAUGAAUUUGGCGGACUGAGUGUGCAUUUAUGAUCUAACCGUUUUACAGAUUCAUAAAUAUUCGCAUUUUAUAAAGACCACAAAACGGAAGUUGAGUUUGGAGCGAUGGAGUGUUGUCUGAAGUGAAGAUUGAAGACGUGAUAGAAGAUGGACGACUACUGCUAUGCUAAGAUGGCGACGUCCGCUAAAAGAGAACAUGAAAGAGAAUCAACUUCCAGCAAAUCACCAACGGAGAUAAAGACGAAAGAUGAAGACGUCCAGCAGCUGAUUAGUCAUCCUGAAGAACUUCUGCCUCAGCUGCAGGGGGUCAGCUCCACUUUGAAGCAGGAGACUCCACAGCCACCUCACAUUAAAAAGGAAGAGGAGGAACUCUGGAUAACUAAGGAGGGAGAGUGUCUUCUAGGACGAGCGGAAACUGAUCUUACCAAGUUGCCACUGACUGUUGUCUCUGUGAAGACUGAAGAUGAUGAAGAGAAACCACAAGUAGACAACCUCUUAGCUCCACUAUCAGAUAGUGAGGCUGAAGACGAGGUUGAAGUAACGUUGAGCAGCGAUGCAGACUGUGACGGUGAUAUGAGGACUCACACUGACAACAAACACGCCGACUGCUCGAAAAAGAAGACGUGUAAAAAAGCUUUGAGCUGCAAGGUUUGUGGUACAAGAUGUACAAAAAAGAGCCGUUUGGCUAUACACAUGAGAACACACACAGGGGAAAAACCAUUUAAUUGUUCAGUUUGCAGGAAAAGCUUUUCUCAAAAUAGCGGUUUGACUCUACACAUGAGAACGCACACAGGAGAAAAACCAUGUAAUUGCACAGUUUGCGGUAAAAGCUUUUCUCAAAGAAGCAGCUUGACGCUACACAUGAAUACGCACACAGGAGGAAAGCCAUUUAGUUGUUCAGUUUGCGGUAAAAGCUUCUCUCUAAAGAAUCCUUUGAUUGUACACAUGAGAACGCAUACAGGGGAAAGACCAUUCAAUUGCUCUAUUUGUGGUAAAAACUUUUCCCACAACAGCAGUUUGACUCAACACUUGAGAACACACACAGGAGAGAAAACGUUUCUUUGUUCAGUUUGUGGUAAAAGCUUUUCUCGAAGAAGACAACUGAUUCUACACAUGAGAACACACACAGGAGAGAGGCCAUUUAAUUGUUCAGCUUGCUGUAAAAGCUUUUCUCAUAGGUGCAAUUUGACGAAACACAUGAGAACACACACAGUCGAAAAGAUAUUCAAUUGCUUAGUUUGUUGUAAAAACUUUUCUGAGAAAGGUGAUUUGACUGACCACAUGAAAACACACAAAGGAGAAAGACGAUUUGAUUGUUCAGUUUGCAAUAAAAGCUUUUCUACUAAUGGCAAUUUGACUCAACACAUGAGAACACACACCGGAGAAAAAAUAUUUAAUUGUUCAGUUUGUUGUAAAACCUUUUCUCAAAAGGGCAGUUUGACUGACCACAUGAGAACGCACACCGGAGAAAGACCAUUUAGUUGCUCAGUUUGUAGUCAAAGCUUUUCUUACAAACAGGGUUUGACUCGACACCAAAUGAAACACACGGGAGCGAAACCAUUCAGCUGUUCAGUUUGCGGCAAACGCUAUACUCGAAGGAGCCAUUUGUCUGGUCACCUAAGAACACAUAGUAAGUAGAAAACAUUUAAAAGAUAGAAACAUUUUGGUGUUCUGUUUGCGGUAAAUGUCAUCCACACACUCACAUGUCUAAUCACAUGAGAACACACACGGGAGAAAAAAACAGUUAUCUAAUUUAAAGCGAAAGCUUUUCUAUGGACACAAUUUGAGUCAACAAAUAAUUAAACACCAUGGAGAAAACUCUUUCAGUGGUUGUGUUGGCAGAUAAAGACAUACCUGAUACAGGAAACCACACAGUAGAAAAAAUGUUUAGUUGCUUAGUUUGUUGGAAUAUAUUCACCGAGAAGACAGAUAUAGUAAGACACACGGGUACACACGCUAGCAGUUUUUGACUAUUUAGAUUGCACAGAAAAUGGAAAGGCAUGUGUGCUUCUCUCACUUAAAGGCCUACUGAAAUGCGAUUUUCUUAUUUAAACGGGGAUAGCAGGUCCAUUCUAUGUGUCAUACUUGAUCAUUUCACGAUAUUGCCAUAUUUUUGCUGAAAGGAUUUAGUAGAGAACAUCGACGAUAAAGUUCGCAACUUUUGGUCGCUGAUAAAAAAAACCUUGCCUGUACCGGAAGUACCGUAUUUUCCGCACUAUAAGGCGCACCUAAAAACCACAAAUUUUCUCAAAAGCUGACAGUGCGCCUUAUAACCCGGUGCGCUUUAUAUAUGGAUAAAUAUUAAGAUUCAUUUUCAUAAAGUUUCGGUCUCGCAACUUCGGUAAACAGCCGCCAUCUUUUUUCCCGGUAGAACAGGAAGCGCUUCUUCUUCUACGCAAGCAACCGCCAAGGUAAGCACCCGCCCCCAUAGAACAGGAAGCGCUUCUUCUUCUACUGUAAGCAACCACCCGCCCGCGUAGAAGAAGAAAAAGCGCGCGGAUAUCACCGUACGUUUCAUUUCCUUUGUGUGUUUACAUCUGUAAAGACCACAAAAUGGCUCCUACUAAGCGUCAGGGAUCCGGUUCAUGAAAAGACGCAAUCUCUCCAUCCGCACACGGAUUACUAUUUCACAGCAACUGAUAUUCCUGUGAACCGCACUGUGGAUACAACGGGAGCACGU
Molecule: messenger RNA, 2682 nt
Organism: Nerophis lumbriciformis (worm pipefish)
Lineage: Eukaryota; Metazoa; Chordata; Actinopteri; Syngnathiformes; Syngnathidae
Biological process (GO): regulation of gene expression
Cellular component (GO): nucleus
Source: RefSeq, a predicted model, not a curated record